ACCGGUCUAGUACACCUCGGCUCCAACAAAGUGGUCGAGGCUACUGACAUAUGUGUAUCUAUUGUCUAGACUUCCUUGUUCGCAUCCCUGCUCCCGUUCUUGGCUCUUUAAACGACGGUUCCCUUAACCCGUUAUCGACUGAGGGCAGAACAAAAGGGAGAUCUCAGCUGAUUGCAACUUGAUAAAAAAUUAAGACAGUAAAUUGUUCGCCAUCUUGGCGAGAACUCAACCUCAAUCAAUCGCACGUUUAUAAAAAGAAGAAAAUUAUACACAUAGUGGGACACAAUUAAAUUGAAUAUAAUCCAAUAUGAAUUCUUUAACGAAGCAGUUUCUUUGCUGUACCGCGCUAACAAAAUUGGAUUUUACGGACGAAUAUGAAAAUUGUUCUCUCACUGUGAAUAUUCAAAAGCAAAUUUUAGAUAACACAAUAAAUAGCGACUUGGUUAAGCGGUAUCCACUAAAAGUGUCGUAUCAGAGAGCAUUUUUAAAAUUACUUAUGGAAAAGAUAGAGAAAAGUGGUAAUGAAAUUCAUGAUGACUUAUACAUAGCAUAUUGUAGAUUAGUAUCAAUAUCUGAUGAAGAAUCUGUACAUUAUCGCCACUUUUUAAUAGAAAAUGGAUCAUUAAAUUGCGUUACACUGAAAGAAAGUACAAAUAUAAUUUCUAACGGUACUACAGGUUUGUGCAGUUGGCAGGGUGCUUUAGUAUUGAGCAAAUGGUGUGCAAAAAAUAUAGACUACUUUUCUGGAAAAACUGUACUAGAACUUGGUUGUGGAGUCGGCUUAGCUGGCAUCAGCAUUAUUAGCACAUGCUCUCCGAAACAGUAUGUUUUUUCUGACGGUCAUCAAGAAGUACUCCGUAUGCUCUGUGAGAAUAUAAAACUGAAUCUUUUAUCCCACAAACAAUGUAAGCUACUAAAUGUUUGCGAUGUGACAUCACUGCCGAAAUUGCAGUUGAGCUAUGAACAUACUGAUAUUCGAGUAGUAGAAUUAAAAUGGGAAGACAUUGGUAAAUAUAUAAAAGAGACUUCAUCACAGCCUGAUGUAAUUAUCGGUGCUGAUAUUCUCUACGAGAGCAGUUCAUUUGACUCGUUAAUACUGGGAUUAAAAAAUCUUCUGACAUCAAACAAUUGUGCCGUGAUUGCUGCGACAGUUCGUAAUGAAGACACUGUUUCGCAAUUUUUGGAUCAAUUAGGAAAUUGUAAUCUCACUUUUGAGGAGUGUAUUCCACCAAAGCGGAUAGCAUCAAUACAAUCAAUUGACUCGCCUGUUCGAAUAUUGAGGAUUUUUCAGAAUACUUAACAUUAUUU
This is a messenger RNA of Pseudomyrmex gracilis, 1308 nucleotides long. Its product is annotated as protein-lysine N-methyltransferase EEF2KMT. Gene Ontology annotation, cellular component: cytoplasm. The record is from RefSeq and is a predicted model, not a curated record. The transcript has 5 exons. The coding region runs from base 308 to 1300 and encodes 330 amino acids. NCBI's taxonomy places the organism in Eukaryota, Metazoa, Arthropoda, Insecta, Hymenoptera, Formicidae. Gene Ontology annotation, molecular function: calmodulin-lysine N-methyltransferase activity.